Molecule: messenger RNA, 1533 nt
Organism: Seriola aureovittata
Lineage: Eukaryota; Metazoa; Chordata; Actinopteri; Carangiformes; Carangidae
Gene: fgf17
Product: fibroblast growth factor 17
Exons: 5
Coding region: 682-1326 (214 amino acids)
Biological process (GO): regulation of cell migration; positive regulation of protein phosphorylation; positive regulation of gene expression
Cellular component (GO): cytoplasm
Molecular function (GO): type 2 fibroblast growth factor receptor binding; type 1 fibroblast growth factor receptor binding; growth factor activity
Source: RefSeq, a predicted model, not a curated record
AUGCUUUUCUUUAACACCUAAUUGCCACACCCAUAAGGUGCGAUUAGUCUCCUCGCUUUUAAAUACAAUGCAGCAGUAAUGAUCCACAUUAGAGCAGACAGAGGGACAGGGAAUAAAAGUUAGAGCUGAAACUUUCAGAGCAGUUUUUUUUUUUUUAAACUAAACGUGACAUUACUUCUUAAAAAACGAGAAUAAUCUCUUUUUCUGCGCAUCUGUUCCUGUAUUAAAGCAGCUCAGGGCUCCUGGCUGUGCCCACCCACAGCAGGCAGACCCAGGGAGGGACUUUGCCUUUCAACAUUUAACCAGCCAGACAGAGGUGCUUUUCAAAACCUGGAAUUACCCCGAGCAGACCUCCACACAGCCGGGACUGAUCACAUCUAACCCCAGUGAUGUCAAACUUUUUUCUUUAAUAAUAAUAAUGGAUGUCUGUGGUUUUGAUGCGCUGCACAAAUCUCCUGCAGAGCUCCUCACCGCUCAGUCUGCUGGAUCAGGGUUUUGAAGCCUAAAUGUGAGGGGGGAAUAAGAGGUCGGUGGUUUAUAUUAGAGACUCAGUUGGUGUGGAUGGACAGGUCAGAGGCGCAUAUGCGACACUGUGGAAGCACCGUUGGAAUUACUCACUGCGUCCAUCCGGGAUUACCCUCCUCCAGAGUCGCUCCUUGAUCGGAUGAAAUAAACAGGAGAAUGUAUGGAAUCAACCGGCGCUGUGUUUACAUAUCGUUUCAUUUCUUCGUGCUGUGGUGCCAUGCUCAGGGGGAGAAUCACCCGUCUCCUAAUUUUAACCAGUAUGUGAGGACGCAGGGCGCAGUGACGGACCAGCUCAGCCGCAGACAGAUCAGGGUGUACCAGCUCUACAGCCGCACCAGCGGGAAGCACGUCCAGAUUCAGGGUAAAAGGGUCACCGCCACAGCUGAGGAUGGAAAUAUGUACGCUCGUCUGUUUGUUGAGACGGACACGUUCGGCAGUCGGGUGAGGAUACGAGGUGCAGAAAGUGGGCGUUACAUCUGCAUGAACCGGAAGGGGAAACUGGUAGGAAAGCCCAACGGCCGGAGCAGGGAUUGUAUCUUCACAGAGAUAGUCCUGGAGAACAAUUACACAGCGUUCCAGAAUGCCAAGUAUGAGGGCUGGUAUGUGGCUUUCACCAGGAAAGGGAGGCCCAUCAAGGCCUCCAGGACACGGGAGAACCAGAGAGAAGUCCAUUUCAUCAAGAGGCUCCACACGGGCCCGCCUCCCUUCCCCAACACAGACCAAAGCAAACACUUUGAGUUCAUCCGAUUUCCAUCCACACGUCGAGCAAAGCGGAACAGGAAAUCACGUACCUCUUCCUAACGCACAGCAAAAGGAAUGGACUGAUGCCAGCUGCGAUGUGAGAAGAAACAGAUGCAAUUUUAUUUUUGUAUAAUUUUGAUAGGUAAACAAUGAUUAAAAUGCCAUAAAUCUAAAGUAAUAUUGCUGUAAAAUGAUCAUGUGUAAAUACUGACAGAGAGUAAAGCAGAUGGAUUAUAUUUAAUCGUCCUGUGUGUAUGUGUUGACUGG